AUGAGUGAACGUGAGGGGCCUGGGAGUUCAGGAUCGCAAGACAAUGGUGAAAAGGGAAUGAGAAUUCCUAACCAGUCUGGGCCUAGUGGACCCAGCUAUUUCGCCAGUGAGCCAAUAACAUUUAGAGUUCGUGGUUCUACUAUCACUGGGGCAUCUCCUCCAAAAUUUGUUACUCUUGAGGACAUCAUGAAAGCGGCUCAUGGCAUGCAGAACAUGGCUUUGGCUCAUGAGAUCGCUGUUGACCAGGACUUCAAGCUGGAACCGUUUGAACCUCCAGAUAAUAGAGCAAUUCUAGAAGCUUUAGAAAUAUUGAAGCUAGAUCUUGCCAAUACUCUGAUAGCUAUGAUUCGACCACACGUACAGAAGGAAAGUGUCCAAUAUGAAAGAACUAAGUUUGAUGAAAUGCUCAAAGUUUCAGAAGAUGGUUUACAACACACAAGACAAUGGCUUCUCAGACAUAUAGACAAAAGUGACUUGAGUCUACCAAUAUCUGAUGUGAAUAUUAUAAGAAAUGUUACCGCACAAACAUUGGCUAAAGCAUACCUGGAGCUAUUAGAAUGGGAUGAUAGUAAGACUUAUCCGGAGACUCUUCAUAUUGACAAGCCACGUUUCACCGAGCUCGGUAUACAAGUGUAUAGACUUGUGUGUGUUGCAUCGUUGUUACUAGUGAGUCCAUCUUGUGGUGAACAGACGACACAUAAACAGAAAUUGAAAGAAAAGAUAUUCAUUAUAAUGGACACUACGAGCAAUGAUAUUGAAUUAAAACAAAUUCUACCAUCUGUUGCUGAAGAAGUGGUUUUAGAGACGGAUCAGUUAUUGGAAACAUUGGGUCAGGCUCCACUCACAAAUGAAACGAAAGAUGUUAUUCGGUCACAAAUACUAUCAUUGAGAGACAAUGAACAUAGAGUGAGGCAGAUUGUUCGUCAAAGGGUGUUGGAAUUCUUGAAAAUGGUUUUAGUCUGUGCUGGUGGCGCGAGGCAAGUUCCUGUUGGUUUGUCAGCUUUCACUAAUGAGCUGACUUCCGUUUCCGGUACACUGCUGCGUUACGUCAUGCAUAAUAAGGCUGUGUUCACAUCACACUAUAUGGACAUCAUCACUGAAGAAUUGAGCAAGAAUUAA
Molecule: messenger RNA, 1119 nt
Organism: Danaus chrysippus (African queen)
Lineage: Eukaryota; Metazoa; Arthropoda; Insecta; Lepidoptera; Nymphalidae
Source: the annotation of a GenBank genome assembly